CUUUGCACUCAUCCGAGGAGCCGGAGCCAAACUAGGAAGACAGGAGCCUCGGUAGACCAAAGAAACAUACAUCUUGUCAAUGAGGGUACAGUGAGAAGACAGUUGUUCUAACCACCUGGCUCAAGGAAAAACCCCUGUGGAGUCUAUCUGCACAAGUAACCUUGAAGAAAAUUUCCCACAUCAUGUUUCGAAUGAGAUGACAGCAGAGAAGAGGAGGGGGUGGACGUGAAAGCCUUAACAGCUUUUUGAAGACCUAAAUUUGAAUACAUUGGAUAUUAAUUGCAUUUACAUAAUUUCAGCAGCAACACAGAGGAUUUCAUUUUGAGCUGACGACUUUGAGUUACGCCUUCAUGUGCAUCCGUCAUAGAAAUCUAGAAUUGCACAUUUCUUUGAUGUGUUAAACCAUGCUUGUCAGCGUGUAGUAGAAUGGGUAACGUUCUGCGUGGUAUUGUGGCCUUCAUCCCUACUGAACGCUGCCAGAGGUUUCUGGUGGGCGAACUGAAGGAGCUGCCCCUGGACUGCACGUUGGACCUGAGUUGCCGCCAGCUGAGACACUUUCCAACCAAAGUUUGUGUCUUUGGCGAGCUGCUGAAACUGUACCUGAGUGAAAACCACCUCUACAGCAUCCCAGCGGAGCUGUACAGGCUGGGCAAGCUGCAACUGCUGGCCCUGGACUUCAACAGCUUUGAGGACUUCCCCCUGGCUAUAUGCAACCUGCCCCAGCUCAACAUCCUCUACCUGGGCAACAACCGCCUGUCUGACCUGCCCCCGGAGCUGGCCAAGCUGAGGGAGCUCAAGUGCCUGUGGCUGGAGUUCAACUGCUUGGACUCCUUCCCCUCCGUCAUCUGCCAGCUCCCCAACCUCAAGACGCUCCACCUGGGCUACAAUCAGAUCCGCAGCCUGCCCAAAGAGCUGAGUCAGCUGGAGGAGCUCCGCAGCAUCUGGCUGGCGGGUAACGCGCUGGAGAAGUUUCCGUCCGUGCUCCUGGGCAUGCACUUCCUGGAGGUGAUCGACGUGGACCGCAAUCUGAUCCGAAUCUUCCCGUGCCUGACCCACCUGCAGGGACUGAAGGUCAUCCUCUACGACCAUAACCCCUGUGCCAACGCACCGAUGGUGGCUGAGGGGGUGAAGCGAGUCGGCCGCUGGGCAGACUGUGACGACGAAGAGGAGGAGGUGGUGGUGGGGAAGGUGGCAGUGGCGACGGCCGAGUCCUGUGUGGAGGUCACGGAGACAGAAGCACAACAACCAAAUGAUAAUGAGACAAAAACAGCUGAGAUAUCACCUGACUUGAAUGAGAUUUUGUAGGCCUAGCAAUGCAGCAAGCGGGAUAUAAUAUCAGACUGUAUUUGUCCCUUGAAAAUGUAAUUCAUAAUGCACAAUUUACCUAGGGCAGUGGUUCCCAAACGUAUUCAGCAGGGACCCCAUUUUUAUGCAACAUCCCUUUUGGUCCAUGAACCCUCUUCAGUAGCUCCGUAACCCCUCCAAAGAGGUCCCAACCCCCAGCUUGGGAACCACUGACCUAGGGUAACAAAAUCUGAAAUGUGGCACAACAGGCCACAUCACAUAUAUGUUGUGCACAAGAACCAGAUCAUUUGUUGCCGAUAAGUAUCUGCUGAAAACAGAGCAAGGAAGUAAUCUGACUUGAUUUCAAUGAAUGAUUGAAAUCUCCCAUCACACCUGUGUCCAGUGGUCGAGUUGAAAAUCAAACCGGGGGUGGGGGGGGCUUGAGACGGCUCGAGAUUCACUGGCUUGCUCGCACAGGUCUUCGUAUGUUCAUGAAAGUUACAUCGAGUGUAAAUAUAGAAGCAAUGUCCACAUUCAUUGUUUAAAUGAGGCUACGCUAAAGGGUUGGUGAAGGAAUGCCUGUUUUAGACGAGGAUGAUUUUUGACCAUUUUCAUUGAGGGGGGAUGUUUUUUUUUUUUU
Messenger RNA from Engraulis encrasicolus (European anchovy), 1924 nucleotides. It is a transcript of the gene lrrc10, whose product is annotated as leucine rich repeat containing 10. The transcript has a single exon. The record is from RefSeq and is a predicted model, not a curated record. Lineage: Eukaryota; Metazoa; Chordata; Actinopteri; Clupeiformes; Engraulidae. The coding region runs from base 427 to 1305 and encodes 292 amino acids. Gene Ontology annotation, molecular function: protein binding.